AUGCCUUCACCCCACAAGAAACCAUUUCAUCUACAAGAAAAGGAGGCCAAGCCUGGUGACGACGUGGGCGACGACGAGGUCGUCAUCGGACACAUCCGUACAGACCCGGGAAUCAAGUAUGCGGAAUAUAUUGCAUCUGGAGAGGGCCUCGCCUCCUCCGCGCGUGUGCUAGAAGACGGACGCAUAUCCGUCUCGCUCAAUCUCAAGAAGGCGCUGCCCGAACUUCCCGCAGACUACGCACAAGAUGUCAAGGAGUUUGCCAUCGAUAAGAAGGACUACACCGCUGUACCCGCGUUGAGUAUAGUGAUCAUGAUCGUAGGCAGUCGAGGCGACGUGCAACCUUUCAUUGCCCUCGGUCAGAGGUUACAACAACACGGACACCGUGUGCGGAUUGCGACGCAUGCUACCUUCGACAAGUUCGUGCGUGAUGCAGGGCUUGAGUUCUUCAGUAUCGGAGGCAACCCGCAGGAUCUCAUGAGUUACAUGGUUAAGAACCCUGGACUGAUGCCGGGUUUUGAAUCCCUACGCAAUGGCGAUAUCGGAAGGAAACGCACUAUGUUGGGUGAGAUGCUUGAGGGUUGCUGGAAGGCAUGCUACCUCCCGGACGAGACGACAGAUGAACCUUUUGCUGCGGACGCCAUCAUCUCGAAUCCACCCGCGUUCGCGCAUGUGCACUGCGCGGAAGCCCUUGGCGUACCGCUUCUACUCAGCUUCACUAUGCCAUGGUGUCCAACCACUGCAUUCCCGCACCCGCUCGUGAAUAUUAAGCAGUCGAACGCGCAGCAAGGUCUCACGAACUACUUAUCCUAUGCACUCGCCGAUAUGAUGACUUGGCAAGGGAUUGGAGACAUCAUCAAUGAUUGGCGCAAACGUGCUCUCGGAACUCAGUCACUCUCCCUGCGCUCAGGUCCAGGACUCGUAGACCGACUGAAGAUUCCGUGGACGUAUUGCCUCAGUCCAUCACUUGUUCCACGACCGGACGAUUGGAAGAACCAUAUCGACAUCGUCGGCUUCUACUUCAUCCACCCCGACUCCGGAUACAAACCUCCCAAGGAACUUGCCGACUUCCUGGCGGCGGGCCCGCCACCUGUCUACAUCGGGUUCGGUUCUGUCGUCGUCGAUGAUCCCUCUGGAAUGACCAAUACAAUCCUCGCGGCGGUCGCGAAAUCGAACAUCCGCGCGCUCAUCUCCGCCGGAUGGGGCGGUCUGUCCAGUAGCACACCUGUACCGCCCAACGUCUUCAUCCUCGGGAACAUCAGUGUCCCGCACGACUGGCUUUUCACGCGCGUAGCGGCCGUAUGUCAUCAUGGUGGUGCUGGGACCACCGCAGCCGGGCUCUACGCGGGAAAGCCGACUAUGAUCGUUCCAUUCUUCGGUGACCAGCCGUUCUGGGGAGAUAUGGUUCAUAGAGGUGGCGCUGGUCCAGCCCCCAUCCCCCACAAGGAGCUUAGUGCAGAGAGACUGGCUGAUGCCCUGAAGUUCUGCACCACUGCGCGGGCAAAAGCGGCGGCAGAGCGGAUGGGUGCGCAGAUUCGCGGGGAAAAUGGCGUUCAUGACGGCGUCAUGUCCUUCUAUAAACAUUUGCCUCUUCUUAACAUGCGGUGUGACUUGGAUCCGGGGAGAGUCGCUGUAUGGUGGUCUACCAAACAUUGUUUGAAGAUGAGCGCGUUUGCCGCGCAGGCCCUGAUUGACUCCAAAGAGUUACGGCCUGAAGACCUCGACCUUCAUCGUCCCAAAGAGUACAGCGUUCUCCGCAAGAUAUCGGAUCCCAUCACCGGCGGCUCGUCCGCCAUCUUCCGGACGGUGACGCAUUGGUACGGCGGGAUUGCACAGAUCUUUUACAAUCCAAAGAAGGGCAUCAUCAACACCGCUGUUGCUAUCCCUAAGGGCGUUAUGAAGAUCGUCGUCAGCAUACACGAGGGUUUCGUGAAUGUACCGGCGUUAUACGGAUCCGAAGUGCGAGACACGGGUGAGAUCACCGGUUUCCAGAGUGGGGUGAAGAAGGCUGGCAAGGACUUCUUCUAUGGGUACUACGAUGGUAUAACGGGUUUAGUCAAAGAGCCCAUGCAGGGUGCGAAGAAGGAGGGCUUUGCCGGCUUUGUCAAAGGGUCUGCUCGUAGUUUCGUCAACGCGACGAUGCGCCCUGCUGCAGGUAUCGUGGGACUUGUCGCCAGUCCGCUACGAGGGGCCUGGCAAUCUGCGGCCUCGAUGGGUGGCACUCGCCAAGCGCCGCACCUGCGCGUCAUCUCUGACACUCGCAAGGAGGAAGGCGUACAGGCUGUGAGCCAAAGCACGCCGAAAGAGAGGAAGGAUGUACUCCGUCGCUGGCAUGAGCUGAAGAAGACGGUCGAGGAAAGAAAGAAGCGACUACAAGAGGACGCCGUGAAGGUGCUCGAGGAGGAGAAGGAGGAUGGCGAGGCUGAGUUUGGACAGGCAGCCGCCGCAUUUGACCCCAAAUAUGCAGACUCGCCUGAUGGAGAUGAAUCGUCGGCCGCCACCGUUCAAGACGAAGAUGGGUCCUCAUUUGAGAAGGAUAUGCGAUUAGCUUUGGAACGCUCCAUACAGGAUAAAUGA
Molecule: messenger RNA, 2574 nt
Organism: Peniophora sp. CBMAI 1063
Lineage: Eukaryota; Fungi; Basidiomycota; Agaricomycetes; Russulales; Peniophoraceae
Source: the annotation of a GenBank genome assembly